Penicillium angulare is the source of this 1272-nucleotide messenger RNA. RefSeq names its product Ty1/Copia family ribonuclease HI. The transcript has a single exon. The record is from RefSeq and is a predicted model, not a curated record. NCBI's taxonomy places the organism in Eukaryota, Fungi, Ascomycota, Eurotiomycetes, Eurotiales, Aspergillaceae. Bases 1 to 1272 code for a protein of 423 amino acids.
AUGGACUCAGUCCGAUGCAUUGUCGCGAGCGCCGUGCUACGCGGAUGGAAACUCCACCAAUUUGAUGCUGUCAGCGCCUUUCUUCAUGGAGAUAUCGACUCAUCUAUCUAUAUGGAGCUGCCCGAGGGCUUUGAAGAGCCAGGGUACGUAUGUCAGCUGCGCCGUUCACUGUAUGGUCUGAAGCAGGCUCCGCGGAUUUGGUACCAAUGCGUCCACCGCGUCCUGGCUUCUCAGGGUUUCACUAUGGCCCAAUCGGACAACUGUGUGUUCUACAAGCCGCACUGUGUCGUUUGUGUUUAUGUCGACGAUUUUCUUGUUGCUGCCGCGGAUGCACAUGCCAUCCAACAAGUGCAGCAAGCAUUGCAAGCGGAGUUCCAGCUCAAUGAUCUGGGUACCCCACAGUCAUUCCUCGGGAUCCAGUUUGACCAUCAUGUUGACGGGUCUAUAUCCAUUCACCAGAGCCAGUACAUCCAGAAGGUGCUCUCCGACUUUGGUAUGGAGACUUGCCAGCCGAAGUCUACGCCGAUGAAUCCUAAGCAAAGCCUGAAUUCUCGCCCAGAGGAACCUCCGGAUGAAGAAGCAAAAUCUCGCUACGCGAUCGCUAUUGGCUCGCUCAUGUAUUUGAUGGUUGGCACGCGACCAGACAUCGCGUUUGCGCUAGGGAUGUUGAGUCGCUUCACAUCUCAGCCACAAUCGCAUCAUCAAGUCGCCCUUCAGCGGCUGCUACGCUACGUCAAAGCCACACAAUCAUACCGGAUCACCUACCGCAGUGGGCAGCUAAUUGGAUACACAGAUGCCGAUUUUGGUGGCUCUGUCGUCACUGACGGUGCCUACUCAACAUCUGGAUAUGUUUUCCAACUUGCAGGUGCGCCAGUUUCCUGGUCGUCCAAGAGACAGGGGGAAGUGGCCACAUCUACGACUCAUGCCGAGUACAUUGGCCAAUACAAUGCCAUUUUACAUCUGCAAUGGCUUCGCACGUUUCUAGCAGAAACAAAUCUGUAUCGAUCCCCAAUCACUCAUAUCAUGGCUGACAACCAAUCCGCUAUUGCGCUCUCCCAUAAUCCCGAAUUUCAUAAACGGACCAAACACUUCAAUGUGAAGUUCCAUUAUCAGCGAUCAGUGCUGAAUGCAGGAGAAAUUGACCUACAGUACGUUCCCACCAAGGAACAGGCCGCGGAUGGUCUCACCAAGCCAUUGGGACCUACAGCCUUUGUCAAGUUCUGUAGUCUUUUAGGAAUCGACGCUUCGGAGAUUCCAAGGCAACGUGCAUGA